CACACAGAGGAGGCAGUGUGUGUGUGUGUGUGUGUCAGAGUCAGAGCAGAACAAACACUCUCGCUCGGCUCUCCUCUUCAGUGACGAAUUUAGCCGAAACGCGACGACACACUUCGGAAACAUCGAAAGAGGGAAGUUUCAGCCGCGGAGCUCGGGCGUCAUGUUCAGCUGGGUCAAACAGGAGCAAGGUGGACGCAACAAGGACGGAGAGAUGUACCAGACGGUGACGGAGGGACUGCAGAGCCUCUACACCAAGAAGCUGCUGCCGCUGGAGGAGACUUACCUCUUCCAUGACUUCCACUCCCCGGCGCUGGAGGCCGCGGACUUCCAGAGCAAACCCAUGGUGCUGCUCGUCGGCCAGUACUCCACCGGGAAGACCACGUUUAUCAGGUAUCUGCUGGAGCAGGACUUUCCCGGGAUGAGGAUCGGACCGGAGCCGACCACCGACGGCUUCAUCGCCGUCAUGUACGGCGAGAACGAGGGCAUCGUCCCCGGCAACGCCCUGGUGGUCGACCCGAAGAAACCCUUCAGGAAACUCAACGCAUUUGGAAACUCCUUCCUCAACAGGUUCAUCUGCUCUCAGAUGCCCAAUCAGGUUCUUCAGAGCAUCAGCGUCAUCGACACUCCAGGUAUUCUGUCAGGAGAGAAACAACGCAUCAGCAGAGGUUAUGACUUCGCGGAGGUGCUGCGGUGGUUCGGCGAGCGCGUGGACCGCAUCAUUCUGCUGUUCGACGCUCACAAACUGGACAUUUCAGACGAGUUCUCUGAGGCCAUCAGAGCGUUCAAAGGUCAGGACGACAAGAUCCGUGUGGUCCUCAACAAGGCCGACCAGGUGGACACUCAGCAGCUGAUGCGGGUGUACGGCGCCCUCAUGUGGUCACUGGGCAAAGUGAUUAAUACUCCAGAGGUGGUGAGGGUUUAUCUGGGUUCUUUCUGGGCCAAACCACUGCAGAACACAGAGAACAGGCGUCUGUUUGAGGCGGAGUCUCAGGAUCUGUUCCGGGACAUCCAGAGUCUUCCGAGGAACGCCGCGCUGCGUAAACUCAACGACCUCAUAAAGAGAGCUCGUCUGGCCAAGGUUCAUGCUUACAUCAUCAGUUACCUGAAGAAGGAGAUGCCGUCUCUGUUUAGUUCUCUGCUAGAGAGGGAGCACCACAUCAGCCCCGGAGACUUCCCCAACGUCACCAAGAUGCAGGACAUGCUGCAGCACUACGACUUCAGUAAGUUCCCGUCACUGAAGGUGAAGCUGAUCGAGUCGGUGGAUAAGAUGUUGGCCACAAAGAUCGCCGUCCUGAUGACGAUGAUCCGCGAGGAAGAGUCCAAGCAGCCGCCGGCCAUGGUGUCGGGCGGAGCCUUCGAGGGCUCGCAGGACGGACCCUUCGGUCACGGCUACGGCGAGGGCAUCAGCGCCGGGGCCGACACCGAGGACUGGAUCGUGAGUCGCGACAAACACCGCUACGACGAGAUCUUCUACACGCUGAUGCCGGUCAACGGCAAGAUCACCGGCGUCAACGCAAAGAAGGAGAUGAUGAACUCGCAGCUGCCGAACUCGGUGCUGGGGAAGAUCUGGAAACUGGCCGACUGCGACCAGGACGGGAUGCUGGACGACGAGGAGUUCGCCCUCGCUCAGCACCUCAUCAAGGUCAAGCUGGAGGGAUACGAGCUCCCCACCGACCUGCCGCACCACCUGGUGCCGCCCGCGCACCGCAAGAACCUCACGGCAGACGCUCUGUACAACCACGCCGACGACUAGAGCUUUCAGCAGCAGCAGGAGGAGGAAGAGGAGGAAGAGGAGGAGGAAGAGGAGGAGGAGGAGGGGCUUCAGCAGCAGCAGCAGGAGGAGGAGCUCCUUGUCUCUGCUGCUGAUGUUCGGUCUGCAGACUGACGCUACAAAAGGUCAAAGCUCAGUUGUUUGUAAACUGAGGAGCGUUGUCAUGGCGACCACCCAGCAAACAGACUGAGACUAAAUAUUCAGCUUUUAUUUUGGUAAGAGAUUUUAUAUAUAUAAAUAUACGUGUGUGUG
This is a messenger RNA of Solea senegalensis (Senegalese sole), 2023 nucleotides long. It is a transcript of the gene ehd4, whose product is annotated as EH-domain containing 4. Lineage: Eukaryota; Metazoa; Chordata; Actinopteri; Pleuronectiformes; Soleidae. Gene Ontology annotation, molecular function: GTP binding; protein binding; calcium ion binding. The transcript has 8 exons. The record is from RefSeq and is a predicted model, not a curated record. Bases 161 to 1753 code for a protein of 530 amino acids. Gene Ontology annotation, biological process: endosomal transport; endocytosis. Gene Ontology annotation, cellular component: cytoplasm; plasma membrane.